AUGCCUGAACUCUGGUUAAGAAAAAUAUUCCCGAAAACCCUCUUUGUUACCACAGAUUUUGCUGAAAAUCGUGUUAGAUUUGCGAAGAAACAACAAGAACUUGAUGAGUUAGAUGAUGAUAGUACUGACAUUUUUAAGUCCAACAUUAUUGUCCGUUGCAGUGACAGACCAAAAAACAUUCCUGUCGUCAAUGAUAUGUGUUUAGCUUUAUUUGCUGCUCACUAUUUCAAAGAUUACAAAAGUGAUUUUAACGAAGUAUCUGAUUCUCAACCUGAAGUGUUAAGCGAUGACUUCAUUGAAUCUCAAAAUAUCGAAAAUCAUAACACUGGACUUCCCGAUCGAAUAAAACUUGUAAACAGCAAAGAAAUUAUGAAGUGCAGAAAAAUUAAAGCUGUUAUUCGAAAUCACACUCCAAACAAAAGAAAAGAGCCUGAAAAAUAUUUUCACCACCUUCUCAUGUUGUAUUUUCCAUGGCGUAAUGAGCAGGAACUCUUUGGCGAAGACCAGACAUACAUAUCUAAGUUUUAUGAGCCAGAUGUUCAAGAGGUAGUACAACGCAACAAAGAAAUAUUUGAGCCAAUGCUGAUGCAAUUAAUGAAGCACUAGAAAGUUUACGAAACUUUGAUGGGGUACCAACUCACUUCUAUGAUCCAAUAAAUGACCAGGAAAAUCAUGAAGAUUUGCGGCAAACUUUACCUGACGAUUUUGAUGAAACCGACUCUUUUAACGAAUCGUUGCCACAACAUCGUGCAUUAAAUCCUGAAUCAGUUCAACCAUCUUCUGGAAUAAGUUGUUAUAAUCAACCCUUAGAAAUCGGUGACGACGAUCUGCGAAAAACUGUAAGAUCAUUGAACAACAAACAACGUUAUGCAUAUGACGUAGUUCUCUCCUGGUAUAGAAACAAAAUGGCAAAUAUAAACACUCUUCAACCUUCUCAAGUAGAUCCUAUCCAUGUUUUUGUUACUGGAGGUGGAGGUGCAGGGAAAUCACACUUAAUUAAAGCUAUAUAUCAUACUGUUACAAAAACAUUUAGACAUCCUCCAGUGAAUCCUGAAUUACCUUCUGUAUUACUAAUGGCUCCAACUGGUGUAGCUGCCAUAAAUAUCAACGGAACAACCGUAAACACUGCUCUAGCAAUUCCAAGAGAGUGUGGGAAUAAUGUACCUGCAAUGUCUGAUCAGAGAAGAACACAAAUGAGAUUGUCUUUGGCUGAAUUGAAACUAAUCAUAAUUGAUGAAAUAUCAAUGGUCUCAAACAUGGGUCUGCUGCAUAUUCACCAGAGAUUGAAAGAAAUAUUUGUUACACCUAAUAGUGAACUUUUUGCAGGAAUCAGU
Messenger RNA from Paramuricea clavata, 1334 nucleotides. NCBI's taxonomy places the organism in Eukaryota, Metazoa, Cnidaria, Anthozoa, Malacalcyonacea, Plexauridae. The record is from the annotation of a GenBank genome assembly.